Mangifera indica (mango) is the source of this 2099-nucleotide messenger RNA. RefSeq names its product metal transporter Nramp2-like. Lineage: Eukaryota; Viridiplantae; Streptophyta; Magnoliopsida; Sapindales; Anacardiaceae. Gene Ontology annotation, cellular component: membrane. Bases 93 to 1670 code for a protein of 525 amino acids. Gene Ontology annotation, biological process: metal ion transport. Gene Ontology annotation, molecular function: cadmium ion transmembrane transporter activity; manganese ion transmembrane transporter activity. The record is from RefSeq and is a predicted model, not a curated record. The transcript has 4 exons.
AGUCUAGACCCUUAGGCAGGCUCACUUGGCUUGAUAGGAGUCUGUCCAUCGUUCUGCCAGAUACUACAAAUCCACCGACGACGGAAUAUUUCAUGAACUCAUCACGACCCAAAGACGAUAAUGAGUUGUCGCCUAAACCUAGUGACGAGGAGGCCAAUCGUCUCUUACAAUCCUCAGCCUCAUCGGACGAUGAGGAAGCGGCGUUCGACUCGCGGGAAAAAAUCCUGAUCGCGGAUGUGGAAUCCUUAGACGUUAACCAUGUGCCGCCUUUCUCGUGGAAAAAACUGUGGCUGUUCACGGGGCCUGGUUUUUUAAUGAGCAUCGCUUUUCUGGAUCCGGGGAAUUUAGAGGGAGAUCUCCAAUCGGGGGCUAUAGCAGGGUACUCGCUUCUUUGGCUGUUGAUGUGGGCAACGAUCAUGGGAUUGUUGAUUCAAUUACUGUCGGCUCGGGUUGGGGUGGCAACAGGCCGGCACUUGGCGGAGCUGUGUAGAGAUGAGUACCCGAAUUGGGCCCGCUACCUGUUGUGGUUCAUGGCUGAAGUGGCGUUAAUCGGAGCGGAUAUUCAAGAGGUUAUUGGGAGUGCUAUUGCUAUUCAGAUUUUGAGUAAUGGGGUGUUGCCGCUUUGGGCUGGUGUUUUAAUUACUGCGUCCGAUUGUUUCCUAUUUUUAUUUCUAGAGCAAUAUGGAGUAAGAAAAUUAGAAGCUGUUUUUGCUGUACUAAUUGCGACGAUGGCUCUGUCAUUUGCCUGGAUGUUUGGGGACACACAACCCAGUGGAAAGGAACUUUUAUUGGGUAUUUUGGUUCCAAGACUGAGCACAAGAACUAUUAGGCAAGCUGUGGGUGUUGUGGGUUGUGUCAUUAUGCCUCAUAAUGUAUUUUUGCAUUCUGCUUUGGUACAAUCAAGAAAUAUUGAUCCCAACAAGAAAGGCCGUGUUCAAGAAGCACUAAACUAUUACUCAAUUGAGUCAUCCAUUGCCCUUUUAGUUUCCUUCGUGAUCAACUUAUUUGUAACAACUGUUUUUGCCAAAGGAUUUUAUGGUACUCAGCAAGCUGAUGGUAUAGGAUUAGUUAAUGCAGGGCAAUAUCUUCAGGAGAAGUAUGGCGGAGGAUAUCUUCCAAUUCUUUACAUCUGGGGUGUUGGGUUACUGGCAGCUGGACAAAGUAGUACAAUAACUGGAACUUAUGCUGGUCAGUUUAUCAUGGGAGGCUUUCUCAACCUUCGCGUAAAGAAAUGGCUGAGGGCUCUAAUUACAAGAAGCUGUGCAAUUGUGCCGACUAUAAUUGUAGCUCUCAUAUUUAACACUUCUGAGUCUUCAUUAGAUAUUCUAAAUGAAUGGCUUAAUGUGCUUCAGUCAAUACAAAUUCCCUUUGCUCUUAUUCCCCUUCUUACCUUGGUGUCCAAGGAGCAGAUCAUGGGAGUCUUCAAGAUUGGGCCUUUCUUGGAGAGACUUGCAUGGACUGUGGCUGCUCUGGUGAUUGUCAUUAAUGGUUACUUGUUGCUAGAUUUCUUUUUUUCUGAAGUUAAGGGACUGUUGUUUGGAUCUCUAGUCUGUGCUGCCACUGCUGCUUAUGUAGCAUUCAUCAUUUAUCUAGUCACUCGUAGUGGUGAGCUUUCUCCAACAUGGCGCAGUUUAGAAAUGUCCAAGAGAGUCACAUGUUCAGGAAAUUGACUCUUCAAGAGGAACAAUGAAAUUGCAGAAACUUGCUGCUGUUGAUUAAAGUCUGCCAUAGAUAGCACGAAGAUUGUGUAUUAACCAUUCAAGAAGCUCUUGAGUAUUGCUAACCUACAGCAUCCCUAAAAUGAGUACACAGAUUUAAAAAAUUCAAAGCAGUCAGCUGUAACUACACCAUUUUACACAAUGCCACAGUGAAGCUACAUGAAGUCAAGUUUCCAACAAUUGCGUGAUGAUACUCAAUUGUCCAUUUUGGCUGGUGAACAAAGCUUCCUUCCAACCUUCAAAAUAAAUCACUUCAAUAGAUGAUAAAUUUUUGUGCUAAAGUAAAAUUUGAAUUUGAGUGUUGAAUUGUACUUCAAUGUAAACUCAACAUAGACCUCCAGUUACCAGGUACUAUUCCAUGAAAGAAAAGAAGUUUGACAA